AAACGAGUGUAGUUAUAAUAACGAACAAAAAUGACAACACGUCAUUGUACCAAUAUGUAACAAUAUAUAUGCGUGACCGUGACCAGGACGGCACAACGAAAUUCUAUUUGUCAAUCGUCCCAUUAGUCAAUCGCUAUACGACACGUACAGGCUGGUGUAAUUCCAUUUGCCACAAAUUCUUUUUCCCCCAAGACGCGGGAAAUUCUUCCCAUGAUAAUAACAGCAGCAAAGCCGCAAAGCAAGCCAACGCCACGGCAGCUCGGCUCCGAUCGGCUAUGGCCAUGGCCGGCAAUCACCGAAGCUCACAGCUACACCUCCUUCUCCUCUUCUGCUGCACCACCACCCUACGCGCCGCGGCGCUCUCCUUUGACUACGAUUUCUCCGCGGACGCCGCGAAGAACUUGGUGUUCAUGGGAGACGCGGCCCACGCCGGCGACCGGAUCAACCUCACGAACCUGGGCGUCUGGAGAGCCGGGCGCGUGGCGCACCGGCAGCUCGUGCGGCUCUGGGACGACGACGUCGGCGGCGGGAGGACGACCACCACCAGCUUCACCACCGCCUUCUCCUUCGCCAUCGGCCGCAACUCCACGAACCAGCCGGCGGACGGCAUGGCCUUCUUCGUCGGGCUUCCCCGCGACAACCUGCCGCCGCACUCGGACGGCGCGUUCUUCGGGCUUCUGUCCAACAACUACUUCGGCCCCUACGGCUCGCCGCGGACCGUCGGCGUCGAGUUCGACACCUUCAGCAACCCGAUGUGGGACCCCGAGGGCACCGUCGAUCACGUCGGCAUCGACGUCAACACCGUCACGUCCAAGAACACCACCGCGAUGCCGACGUUGAGCCUCCUCGCCGGCGUCAUGCGGGCCGAGGUCAGUUACGACGCCGCCGCAGCGAGGAUGGCGGUCACCCUCCGCACGCUCGACGGGAUGAGCUACAGCGUCGAGGCGGCGGUGGACCUGAGAGCCGCCGGCUUGCCGCAGGACGCGGCCGUGGGGUUCUCGGCGGCCACCGGAGACCUUGUCGAGUCGCACCAGCUCCUCUCUUGGUCGUUCAACUCAAGCACAGCAGAUGGAUCAGUCUCUUCAACAGGUUCUCCACUUGUUUCAGAAUCAAAAAAGAAGAGGAUAAAAACAUACAUAAUAGCUUCUACAUCAAGUUUAUUGGGGAUAAGCGUAUUAGUCCUUGCAGUCUUCCUAGUUUACAAGAAACAUAAGUGCUUGCUCCCCUGGCAAAGAUCAACAACCGCACCAAGACUUCAUUCACUCCUACGAUCACAACUUAAAAGUUACACUUAUUCUGAAGUUCGAAAGAUGACUAAAUCUUUUACUCACACCCUUGGUAAGGGUGGAUAUGGCACUGUUUACAAAGGCAGUCUAUCUGAUGGUAGCACAAUAGCAGUUAAGAUACUGGAAGACUCCAACAAUGAUGGGGAAGAUUUCAUUAAUGAGGUGUCCAGCAUUGGCAGAAUAUCACAUAUCAAUGUUGUUACUCUAUUAGGACUUUGCCAGCAUGGAUCAAAAAGAGCUCUCAUCUAUGAGUAUAUGCCCAAUGGUUCUCUUGAUAAAUUCGCAGUUGGUGGAAAUGACACCAUGCAACAAGAGAAGUUCCUUAUAAGCUGGGAGAAGCUAUAUGAUAUUUUGGUUGGAGUUGCACAAGGCCUUGAUUACCUCCACCAUUGGUGUAAUCAUCGUGUUGUACAUCUUGACAUAAAACCCCAAAACAUCUUACUGGACCAAGACUUCUGCCCAAAAAUAUCGGAUUUCGGAUUAGCGAAACUAUGUAAGCCAAAAGAGAGCAAAAUCUCUAUUGGUUGUGCAAGGGGAACAAUUGGCUACAUGGCACCUGAGGUGUUUUGGGGGCACCGUGGAGCAGUGACCACCAAGUCUGAUGUAUAUAGCUAUGGGAUGCUGAUUCUUCAUAUGGUUGGAGAAAGGGAAAACAUCAAUGCGAGCACAGAGAGUGGAAGCAAGUAUUUCCCUGAAUGGUUGUAUGACAACCUGAAUCAGUUUUGUGGUGUUCCUAGUGGAGGCAUCGACGGUAGCAAUUCCACAUCAGAGGUUGCACACAAGUUAGUGAUAAUAGGGUUUUGGUGCAUACAAUCUGCACCUACGGACAGACCUUCGAUGAGUGAGGUCAUUGACAUGUUUGAUAGAAGCUUGACUGAACUGCAACUACCACCAAGAAUCUCUUGUUGCGGAAAUUAUAAUGAGAGUUUUGGAUAAUCGCUCCAAUUGUAACAUGUUCAUCUUUAUCUAUUUGUCUUUAGACCACUUGAUAAGAUGAGGCUUCAACUUGACCAACCACAUGAAAAUUCAGACCUCCAACAUGUAUAGUCACAAUAGCCUCAUCAUGAUAUUUAUUUACUCCUAUAUGAAUUAUAUAUGUACCAAUAAUUUAUUUUCCUACGAUAAGCAUCAACACUUGAGUACUUUGACAGCCAGGGAAUUUUUUAAGUAAGUGUGUGUUUGAAUCACUAGAGAAAACUCCUGUAUCAGCUUGAAGGUAGAUCAUUAUUUUAAGGAGAUGGUCUCCUUUUAUGUAACUGUGGAUGAGUUGUUAACGACUACUCUUAAUAUAAUUUCCUUUCUUUAA
Molecule: messenger RNA, 2592 nt
Organism: Oryza sativa Japonica Group (Japanese rice)
Lineage: Eukaryota; Viridiplantae; Streptophyta; Magnoliopsida; Poales; Poaceae
Product: LEAF RUST 10 DISEASE-RESISTANCE proteinUS RECEPTOR-LIKE PROTEIN KINASE-like 2.1
Biological process (GO): protein phosphorylation
Molecular function (GO): protein kinase activity; carbohydrate binding; ATP binding
Source: RefSeq, a predicted model, not a curated record